Molecule: messenger RNA, 1381 nt
Organism: Seriola aureovittata
Lineage: Eukaryota; Metazoa; Chordata; Actinopteri; Carangiformes; Carangidae
Product: centrin-3-like
Exons: 2
Coding region: 206-751 (181 amino acids)
Biological process (GO): DNA integration; DNA transposition
Molecular function (GO): DNA binding
Source: RefSeq, a predicted model, not a curated record
UCCAGUCCAGUCCAGUCCAGUCCAGUCCAGUCCAGUAGGUGGCGGUAAUGCGCCUGUAAACUGGUUGCUAACCGCCAAUCAAACCAAAGAAAGACGCCGAAGAAGAAAACGCACGGAUUUGUUUUGUUGUGAGGACGCUGGUGUCUGUGUUGAUCGACAACAACGUUUGAAUUUACGAUCUUAAAAGUCUUCAAAUCCACCGACAAUGAGUCUGUCUCGAAGAACGGAGCUUGUGGCCGACAAAACCAAAUGUAAGAGAAAGAAAGAACUCACCAAGGAUCAGAAACAUGAAAUCAAUGAAUCCCUCGAGUUGUUGGACACUGACAAAGAUAAAGAAAUUGAUUACCACAAGUUGAAGGUGAGCAACAGAGACAAACACCAAGCCAUAAAGUCUGAGGAGCUCUCUGUAGACCUCCGUGAUAAAAUUGUGGCGAGGCAUAAAUCAGGGCAAGGCUAUAAAACCAUUUCUAAAGCUUUGAGUGUUCCCAGGAGCACAGUGGCGUCUAUAAUAGUGAAAUGGAAGAAGUUUGGAACCACCAGGACUCUUCCUAGAGUUGGGCGUCCGGCAAAACUGAGUAACAGGGCAAGAAGGGCCUUAGUCAGGCAGGUGACCAAGAAUCCAACGGUCACUCUAACAGAACUUCAGAAGUUCACUGUAGAGAUGGGAGAUCCAGCCGGAAAGACGACCAUCUUAGCAGCUCUCCACAAAUCAGGUUUUUAUUGUAAAGUGGCAAGACAGAAGCCACUGUGAGUAAAAGACACAUGACAGUCUGCUGGAGUUUGUCAAACACCGUUUAAAGGACUCAGGAAAGACUCUCUGGUCUGAUGAGACAAAAACUGAACCCUCUGGGCAGAACUCCAAACACCAGGCUCUGCUCAUCACCUGGCUAACACCAGCCCUACAGUGAAGAUGGUGGUAGCAGCAUCAUGCUAUGGGGGGGGGGGGUGGCUUCUCAGCGACAGGACCAGGGAGACUGGUCAGAACUGAAGGAAGGAUCAAUGCAGCCAAAUACAGAGAGAUACUUGAAGAAAACUUCCUCCAGACUCCAUGUGACCCAGGACUCGGAUGACAGUUCAUCUUUCAGCACAACAAUGACAACAAUGCCAAAGCCUAGACCGAAACCCGAGGGGGCUGAAGAUGUCAGUUAAGACGCUUCACAUGAAGUCUGACAGGAAGAAUGUAAUAAACUGUCCAUAUCCAGGUGUGAAAAACCUGUAGAGACUUAACCAAGAAGACACGAAGCUGUAACUGCUGCCAAAGCAGCUUCCCCAAUAUUCUCGAUGACUGGUCUGAAUACUGUAGUAAAUGGUAGAUUUAAGUUUUUGAUUUUUUUUUUUUUUUAAAUAAAAUUUCAAAACUUUCUAAACGUGUUGACUUUUU